CACAAGGCUGGUAGCACGGCGCGCGGAGGACUCCCAUAAUAUAUCCUAUUGCCGCUUGUCGUGACACUUCAAUCGACAUUGCUUAGAAACAACACGGUUCUCAUUUAAUUGGCUUUGAAAAUUUGUUAUAGCCUACCAAAGCAUCAAGUAGUUAAUCUCACGUAUUUUCAAGUGUUCGAGGCUACCGACCACACCACACCAAGAACUUGACACGUUUUAGAGUUAACACGUGUGCUUUGCUUAGUCCUCCCGUCAUAUUGAUGUGGAUUCUUUCAUUUAUCGAAGAAAUCCUGUGAAAGAUAUUCUUUCCUUGGGUGUGAAGGAAUUAGCCUUUGUUGGGAUAAGUGAACAUAACGGUCCCUGUUAUCCGCGGAGUAGGUGUGGCAGAGGUGUGGGACAGGACCUGCGGCUGACAUUUGUUCAAGGCUAAAAACAUCGGGAAACUUUCGUGAUGUAACGGUAUUUCCUAAAACAAUGUGUUACAUCACUUGAUGACAGAAGGAGACAGUCCUCCUUACGUUAAUAUCCAUGACAAAUGUGCUCGGGAUGGCCUUCGCCUGUGUCCUGCUUCAGCUCGUUCUCCUCGGUGCCACUGGAAUCCACACAGAGCACAGAUACCCCCGUUUCUCCUCCAAUGACACGAUCUUUGAGCACCUGGCCCUGCACCCCGACCCCUCAGUGGGCACCGUGUACGUGGGGGCGCGCGACCGUCUGUUCCAGCUGGACGGCCUGGACGGCCUGCGGCUGGAGCAGGAGGAGCGCACGGGCCCCGUGAGGGACAGCAAGGACUGCCUGCCCCCGGUCACCGAGGCCCACUGCCCCCACGCCAGCUACGCCAGCAACCACAACAAGCUGAUGCUGGUGGACCCCUACUCCAUGCAGCUCAUCACCUGCGGCAGCGUCCACCAGGGCACCUGCCAGAAGCGCAGCCUGGCCUCGGUGAGCGAGGUGCUAUUCUCGGCCGAGCGGCCCGUGGACACGCAGCACGUGGCGGCCAACGACCCGGCCGUGUCCACCGUGGGCCUGGUGGUGCGGCCGCGGGACGGCGCUCCCCCGGUGCUGUACGUGGGCCGGGGCUACACCAGCAGCCAGCCGCCCAUCUCCACGCGCCACCUCACCACUGAGCCCAUCUUCUCCUACGAGGAGACGGCCAAGCUCACCGUGGCCGGGCGGCAGUCGGAGUACGACCACCAUUUUGUGACCACUUUCUCCCGCCGGGAACAUGUGUACUUCCUGUUCUACAGACGAGACCUCAAGGCCACGUCUCGUGAGUACCGGACUUACGUGGCCCGCGUGUGUCUCGAUGACGCCGCCUACUAUUCCUAUGUGGAGGUGCCCCUGGUGUGUCACUCCGUGUCAACUGGGAAAAACUACAACCUCCUUCAGGCCGCCGAUCUUGGGAGUACAGGCUCUGGGACUGAGAUGCUCGUGGGGGUGUUCUCUCCCUGGGUGAGCUCAACCAUAGGGCCCGGUGAGGAGUCCGCUCUCUGCUUCUACCAGCUGGACCAGCUGGACCAUCAGAUGGACGCCACACGAGACCUGUGCUACACUCAGAUGGGGUUUGGCGAAGGUGGCGCUGAAGUGGCCUACAUUGAGUAUGACGUUAAAUCAAGCUGCGCUAGUCUGCCAAGGAACACCCUGAAGGCAUAUCCCUGUGGUUCCGACCACACCCCCAGCCCCAUGGCCAGCCGCGCGGCGGUGGAGAGCAGGGCACUCUGGGAUAGCCCCACAGCUCGCCUCUCAGCCGUAGCCGUCAGCGUCAGGGACCAGCACACCAUCGCCUUCCUGGGAGACUCCAAGGGAAACCUACACAAGGUGUUCAUAGAUUACGCCACGGGGAAGGCAGAGAGAUACGCCACCAUCUUAGUCCAGCCUGACUCCCCCAUCAGCAGUGAUCUGAUCCUGGACCAGGAGCACAGACACCUCUUCAUCAUGACUAGCACUGCUGUCGAGAAGCGUCCUGUGUCUGAGUGUGAGAGGCACUCUGACUGCGAGUCGUGUCUGGCCUCCCAUGAUCCCUAUUGUGGCUGGUGUGUGCUGGAGGGAAGGUGUGGCGUGCGCUCGGCCUGCCAGCGGGGGUCCUUGCAGGGCCAGUGGCUCUGGAGCUUCGGCCCCCAGCAGCAGCACUGCCUCAGGGUCGCCUCCCUCAGCCCCCUCAACGCAAGCCGUGGAGAGGAGACCAGUGUUGUUCUGGAAGUUCCAGGUUUGCCCAGCCUGUCCGAAGGGGAGGCGUACAGCUGUGACUUUAGGGGCACUGAGACUCCUGCCGCCGUCCAGGGCACAACUGUCAGCUGCCACACUCCACACACGAGGAGGGUGCCAUCCAUCAGUCAAGGCGAAGACUCUGUCACAGUCCCCCUGUCACUCCGCUUUCUCAACAUCACAGUUGCCAGCCAAAUGUUUACCUUCUACGACUGCGGCCUGGUCCAAAGAUUCUGUUCUGGAUGCUGGGACCACCCGGUGAUAAGGGUAGUUUCACAUGAUGAAGACAGUGCUGAGGAGCCUGUGGGUCAAAUCCCUCCAUCACCAGCCCCAGACUCAGCUCUCACCAGUCCAGAGAGUGUAACCUCUUGGGUGGAUGUGCCUGUUGACUCUGAUGAGGAGGUAGGGGCGGAGGUGACUGUGUCAUCUGCCACAGCGCCCUCUGGGGAUGGGGAGGGGGAGAGCAGCCCACCCGACUUCUCGCAAAACCCAGACGUGGAUUACCAGUCUGACUCAGCUGAUUUUUAUCUACCGGGGGAUGAGGGCUCAUUUGUGAGUGGGGGUUCUUACGCCUGUCCCUGUGUGGAGAACAUCCAAGGCUCGUCUCUUCUGCCCGUCAACAUUGAGAGGAAGAUCACACUCACAGGACGCAAUCUGCAUCUGUACAAGGAUGAAGAGUUGGACUAUGAAUGUGUGCUGACCGUAGAGGGAAAGGCUGUGGUGGUGGAUGCCUUUGUUGAAGCAGAUGAUGCACAGUCCUCCCUCUUCUUCAUCACCUGCCAACUCCACAAGUACUCCUACUCAGCUGUCGUGGAGGAGUACAACGCCAUGAUCUCUGUCAGGAGGAGAAACACCUUCCAGAUGGACAGUGUCCAGGAUCUGCAUGUGACUCUGUAUAACUGCUCAGUGGGGCGUUCGGACUGCAGCCACUGCCAUACGGCGGACCAGAGGUUUGGCUGUGUGUGGUGUGGCGGGCCUCUGUCCAGCUGCCUCUACAGGGACUCCUGUGCAGAUGAGGUCCAGCAGACGUGCCCAGCACCUGUCAUCCACCUGGUCGAGCCAUUGUCUGGACCCGUGGAGGGGGGCACCAUUGUCACCAUCUCAGGUUCUAACCUUGGCCAGAGGGCGGAGGACAUCCAGCACUCGGUCACCGUGGCGGGGGUUCCCUGCAAUGUCAUUCCAAGCAGCUACGAGGUCUCAUCAAGGAUCGUAUGCGAGACCACAGCCAGUGGAGGGGAGCGAGCCGGCCAGGCGUCAGUGGAGGUCAGGGAUGGAGGAGUCGGGCUCUCAGGACAGAGGUUUCACUUCCAGGAUCCAGUGCUGAUGGAUGUGUUCCCUCUGAGGGGCCCGCUGGCCGGAGGCACCCUGCUCACCAUCACCGGCCAGAACCUACGUACCGGCCACCUAAGCGAGAUCACUGUUCUUAUCGGGGGAGUGCCCUGCGCAAUUUCCUCUGAGGUCCAGGAUGAUCACAUCGAGUGCGUGACCAGCAGCAGUAACAUGACUGGAGAGCAUGGCGUGGUGGUUCGCUUCAAUAGGGCAGAGCGCCAUCUGCAGGCGGUUCCCUUUCACUACUGCCCUGACCCCAAUAUCACGCAGGCAGCACCAUCCAGAAGCUUUCUCAGUGGCGGGCGAAUGAUCAAAGUGUCUGGACAGAACCUGGAUGUAGUGCAAGAGCCACGGAUCCGUGUGACACUCACACCUUUGGAGCCUCAUCCGCAGAGGAAAAAGAAGAGGAAGAGGAGGAAGAGCGAGAACACAGAGGAGAGGGAAAGUAGGCCACUCAAGAGGUUGCGGCGGAUUAUUCCGGAGCCUGGCUGCCCAGAGGGAGUACUCUGCACUGUGAAACAGUUUGAAGAGCGCUGCACGGUAAACAGCUCCUCCCUGAUCCUGUGCCGGACGCCGGCCGUGGGGGCGGAGGCGCUGCACGCCCAGGUGAAGGUGGACUUCCUGCUGGACAACCUCCACUUCAGCUUCGGCGCGGUCGGUGAGGCCGAUGCAUUCAGCUACGAGCGGAACCCAGUCCUCCGAACGCUCAACCAAAACGACCCCAGCAAACCCUACCGCCACAAGCCUGGCAGCAUCAUCUCUGUGGAGGGUGAAAAUUUAGAUCUGGCCAUUUUCAAAGAGGAGGUGGUGGCCCUGAUUGGAGAGGGCGUUUGUGCCGUUAAAACUCUGACCCGUAACCACCUGUACUGCGAACCCCCUUCCCAGCAGCCCACGGAGGUGGCAUCGAAGAGGCGCGAGGGUGCAGAUGUGCUCCCAGAAUUCACAGUCAGAAUGGGAAACCUGAACUUCUCUCUGGGCAGGGUGCAGUACGACACCCAGAGCCUGUCAACCUUCCCUCUGGAGGCCCAGGUGGGAGUUGGGGUGGGGGCCUCCAUCGUGGCGCUCAUUGUGUUGGUCAUCGUCUUAAUAUACAGGAGGAAGAGCAAACAGGCUGUGAGGGACUAUAAGAAAGUCCAGAUCCAACUGGAGAACCUGGAGACAAGUGUGAGAGAUCGCUGCAAGAAGGAGUUCACUGACCUGAUGACAGAGAUGAUGGAUAUGUCCAGUGACCUGGUUGGAUCAGGGAUCCCUAUCCUGGACUACCGCACCUAUGCCGAGAGGAUCUUCUUUCCCGGCCACAAGGAGUCACCGCUCCGGCGGGAUCUGGAUGUGCAGGAAUGUCGCCGGGCAACAGUGGAGCAGGGCCUGGUGCAGCUGUCCAACCUGCUGAAUAGCAAACUCUUCCUCACCAAGUUCAUCCAUACGCUGGAGGGCCAGCGGACCUUCUCCCCGCGGGACCGGGCCUACGUGGCGUCCCUGCUGACCGUGGCGCUGCACAGCAAGCUGGAGUACUUCACCGACAUCCUCAAAACCCUGCUCAACGACCUGGUGGAGCAGUACACCGCCAAGAACCCCAAGCUCAUGCUUCGGAGAACCGAGUCCGUGGUGGAGAAACUGCUGACGAACUGGAUGUCUAUCUGCCUCUACUCAUUCCUCAGGGACUCGGCGGGGGAGCCUCUGUACAUGCUGUUCAGAGCCAUAAAACAACUGGUGGAUAAGGGUCCUGUGGACGCCGUGACAGGCAAGGCCAAGUACACACUCAACGACAACCGCCUGCUCCGCGAGGACGUGGACUUUCGCACACUGACCCUAAAUGUCCUCGUGACUGGAGGAGGUUCCAAUGAGAGCCAGACGAUGGCCACCAAAGUGCUGGACUGUGACACCAUCACCCAGGUGAAAGAGAAGGUUCUGGAGCAGACCUGGAAGAGCACAUCCUACUCCCUGCGGCCAGCAACCGACUCCCUGCACUUAGAAUGGCGGGCGGGGGUGGCAGGUCACCUGAUUCUGUCAGACGAGGACCUCACAUCAGUGGUGCAGGGGACAUGGAAACGACUCAACACUCUACAGCACUACAAGGUCCCCGAUGGUGCCACCGUCACGCUGGUGCCUCGCCACUCCAAGCACAUUCACCACGACAGCCACGACUACAUGCCCGGAGAGAAGACGCCCAUGCUGGAGGAUGGCGACGAGGGGGGCAUGAAGCUGUGGCACCUGGUGAAGGGCAACGAGGAGCCCGAGCUGCCCAAGCACAGACGAGGCAGCCUGAGGGAGAGGGAGCGCGAGAGGGCCAAGGCCAUCCCCGAGAUCUACCUCACACGUUUACUCUCCAUGAAGGGGACGCUGCAGAAGUUUGUGGACGACCUGUUCACGGUGAUCCUGAGCACCAGUAGGCCUGUGCCCCUGGCUGUCAAAUACUUCUUUGACCUCCUGGACGACCAGGCCCUUCAGCACAACAUUACUGACCCAGAGACAGUCCAUAUCUGGAAAACCAACAGCCUACCCCUAAGAUUCUGGAUCAACAUACUGAAGAACCCACAUUUCAUUUUCGAUGUGCAUACCUCUGAUAAUGUGGACGCUGUACUGUCUGUCAUUGCCCAGACCUUCAUGGACUCGUGCACCAUUGCAGACCACAAGCUGGGCCGGGAUUCCCCCAUUAACAAGUUGCUCUAUGCCAGAGACAUCCCACGCUACAAGCAGAUGGUGGAGAGGUAUUAUGCUGACAUCAGGCAAACAAUUUCAGCCAGUGAUCAGGAAAUGAAUUCGGCUCUUGCGGAGCUGUCGAGGAAUUACUCUGGCGAGGUGAAUUGCUAUGUGGCCUUGCACGAGUUAUACAAGUACAUCAACAAAUAUUAUGAUCAGAUCAUUAGUGCACUGGAAGAGGACCCCACGGCCCAGAAGAUGCAGCUGGGGUACAGGCUCCAGCAGAUCGCUGCCGCCGUGGAGAACAAAGUCACUGACCUAUGACCUCACACACCCCUGACUCUGAAUGACACAGUGUCAUGGAGACUCUGAAUAACCUGGCUGAAAACUGGGCCACUCAAAGGGAUGACUGAUGAGUACUGUAAAUGACCUCCGCAUGAGCUGGAGAUGUUUCCAGAAGGCAGGAGGACAGGAGGAGAUGGAGAUGGAUGAAGCUGGCAGAGGUGUGAGGGAAGGACAGGUCUCCACCAUCCAUUAGAUUAGACUUCAAACCUCAGCAGAAACUCGUGAAGGACUUGAAAUUGCCACCGUUACAGUAUACAGCAUACCGUAUUCUGGAUUCUGCUGAUUUCCUCUGCAAGUGUGACGUGAUUGUUCUGGGCAUUCCUACUUCACACCCUCCUCUUGUGCACACUUGUUUGCCCAUGGUACGUUACUGAGAGAAUUUCCCUCUAAGAUGGACUGAUUUGUAUGAGAGGACUUGAUAACUGCAUAUAGCGCUGGUGUUUGCCAGUUGCUGCAGUAGGAUUGACAUAAACUUAGAAAGAGUUAGCGCAACAGGUAAAGUAUGAGAGUGUACGUCCUCUUUUGUUUCCCUGACUAUCCUCCUUUGUGUCUUACUUCUGUAGUGAAUUGUAGAGUCUUUGGAACAGAGUUCAAUCAUAAGAGUGUUUUGGGGUCUUUGGAAUUGCAUAUUGUAUCUUAGUGGGGUUAGCCUGAAUGGUCCAAAACACAAAUGGUCUUAAAACAUAAAACCUAAUAAUUCAUAUCAAAUAUAAAUUUUAAAAAAAAUGGAAAGGUGGCCUUUAUUGACCUAGUACUAAACCGAUUAUUUUGCCAAUGCACCUGGUACAUUGAAUUGAUCAAAGCAAAGUAUUUGAAUUAAAACUGGAUCUUAAGACUAAGACCAAAGUUAGCCAAAAACAGAAAAAAACACAUUGCAUUUCCCUCAGUGACCAGCAGAUGUCAGCUUACCAAAAGCACCCACCCAGUGACUGCACUUAACAACUGGUAUUAGUAAAUUAGUCAGCUGUUAGGAGAAAAAAAUGUGUUGUGAAAUUAUUUGAACAGUACUUAAUUAUAUAAAAUAAUUAUAAUAUAUUGUUAUUCCAAAUAGACACCACUUCAAAGUACAUGCUGCCUAGAAUGUUUCGGGUUUUAAACAUUGCUACUGUCUACUGGUUUCAUUGAAAGAAUGCAUACUUGGCAGAGUUUACAAAAUCCCUGAAAUGCAAAAAGACAUUUCUCUUAUUGGCAAUGGCAAAUACUGGUUGGAAUACAUUUGAGGCUUUCCUACUGAAGGUAUCAUGCACACACACACACACACACACACACACACACACACACACACACACACACACACACACACACACACACACACACACACAAUUGCUUCCAUUUUAUUUAUUAAUUAAUUUAUUUCUUUCCCAGCUGGCUUCUAUAACAGCUUGCCAAUUAAAAAGUAAAGACCAAAAGAUGAGACGAGUUUCUGUCAAAAGCAUUUUAUAAAAUGUCUCCUCCACUCCUGUACCUGGUUCCCAGUUUUUCCACAAGGGCGGAAGGAAGGGUCGGAAUAUUCCAUGUUCUUUUGAUGAAUGCAUGUUUACAAACUAUGGCAGUCCCAUGCUGACCAUGAUGAAUGCUUUUCCAUGGCUUUUGAAUAAAAUAAUGUACACGGUUGCAGGUUUGGAAGGCUGAUAAUCUAAGUGUGAUUGGAAAUCAUGUAUUGAUGUCAUUGCCUUUCUCAGUGAAAUUUCUCUGUUUGUAAAUAGAGUUGUAUGUAUCACCAUUGCUUUUUUUGUGGUCGGAAGAAGAGGAUAGUUCAUGCAAAGCAAACAAUAAAGUCCUCUGAAGUUCAA
This is a messenger RNA of Clupea harengus (Atlantic herring), 8309 nucleotides long. RefSeq names its product plexin b1a (gene plxnb1a). Gene Ontology annotation, molecular function: semaphorin receptor activity; protein binding. Bases 529 to 6495 code for a protein of 1988 amino acids. Gene Ontology annotation, cellular component: semaphorin receptor complex; plasma membrane. The transcript is spliced from 37 exons. Gene Ontology annotation, biological process: axon extension; regulation of GTPase activity; regulation of cell migration. Lineage: Eukaryota; Metazoa; Chordata; Actinopteri; Clupeiformes; Clupeidae. The record is from RefSeq and is a predicted model, not a curated record.